GUUUGUGCUCGGCUCUACUGCAAAUGUGAUUGUAAGACAUAGUCAACACAAAGUUAAUAUGAAUUGUUAGUGUGAGUCUUACAACUGUGCCUCGGAGGAUAAAUCUUCAUUUCCCGUUACUAUUUAAGCACGUAAAUAUUGCUAGUGGCGCCGCAGUGAUAAAACUAUGGCACUAUGAAACUAAAGCAACUACUAGGGUAAUAUAGCAGGGCUGCCAACUGUGAAUCCUGAAUUUUCCACACGCUAACCUAAAUUUUUUAGCGUGGUUGUGAAAGUUUGUCGUGCUGGUCAUUGUGUCUUUGAAAUUGUUUUUCGGAAGAUUUAUGGCUCCCUUGCAUGUGGGUUUAUUUCAAUCGGUUAGUCGGCGUUGUUUGUGUUGCCUAUCCUCCACGACUUGCACUACGUAUACUGAAAUCUUGCUUUUUCACACAUAAGGUAAUUGUGGAACUUUGCCAUGUGUGGACGGAGCAGGCAAGUUGGGACUGAAACUCUUGCUGGGAGAAUGCUGAAGGACGAUUUACAGUCGGUGUAAUGUCUCGCCGCGAGGCGAAACAUUAUCCGGAAACUUUUCAAAAGUUUUGGACACGCAAGGUCGCAAUUAUUAAACUCUUUUCGCAAUCAUAUUUCAUUACGCUUUGGGAAGUAAGUGAACUAAAAAUGAAUCUAUUUCCAACUGGUAAUAACCGUUAUACUGCUCGAGUUUUUUUUUUUUCAUUUUUACUUGGAUUUCACUCAAUAAAAACUAAUGCGAACAUUGUCUGAUCAUUUAUUGUUAUUUCAACAACUGAACGAACUGGAACAAGGCUUGAAGUGAGAUUUAUUUUGCAACAAAAAAAGAAAUUAUCAAUGAGUUAUCUGACUCAUUGUGACCUCUUUUUCUGGUGAAUAUUAAUAAAAUUGAUGAAAUUGUAACGAUCUAAUCAUAACUUGUGGUUAGUUUUGUAAAUACCGCAAUUAGAAUGACAUAACUUAUAAUUUGAGAACGCUAAAUAUUGUUUAAUGGGUUUAAUUCAAAAAUUAUACGCAAUUAAUUUUAGAUUCAACAAAAAAUCAGAGGAAGUUUAAAACACACAGAUGCACAGAUUUUAUUCCUUCCUGUUUUGCUGAUAUUGCUGCUUUUAGUAUAAAGAAACGUUCAAGGGCACCAUUCAACAAUUCAUUCGAAAUAACUUAUUCAUGUUUCUUACACAUAUUAUCAACACACGAUGUGUGUAAUACCUUUAAAUUAAAAAUUGCGCAACCAAUGACCAUUCGCGUUUAUAACUCCCACCAAUCACGAGUCGGUCGCACCUGCUUCAAUUACAAGACUAAUCUAAAUUAAAUUGUAUCCAACGACGUGACUGAUCAGCAAUCACAACCAGUUCAAAAUGCAACCACCACGGUUCGACUUCUGUCAAUACUUUGGUUUUGUUUUUCUCUCGUACUGCGUGGUACCGCGAAAUCAAAUCACUCAAAACUAUGUGCAACGCAGUGUUUCAAACAGUUUUGUUACCGACUACGAAUGGUCUUCAGUUAAUUUCACAUGGCCCUCACGUUCUGCAUACGAAGAAGCUUUGCAAAAUGGUGUAUAUGUACCAGAGCACAACGCGCUAAUAGGUAUCAAAGUUUAUAAAGACAGAAUGUACCUUGCUUUACCACGUCUACGUCCUGGUACACCUAUUACACUCGCCAGCGUACCAAUAAACCAUCAGGACGAUAUCAACGAAGUUGGAGAAGUGCCCAUAAAACGUAAUUUGUUACUAGACCCAUUCCCAUCAUGGGAUAUGAACGUCAAAACAAGUUGUACAACAUUACAAAAUGUACAAAGCAUGGAAAUAGACCGACGUGGAAUAAUGUGGAUCCUAGAUGGAACUAGAAUUAAUGACUUUACUAAAUGUCCUCCGAAACUAGUCCUGAUUGAUUUGAAUAAUAAUCGCAUAGUAUCACGACAUAUUUUCACUCCAGAUAUUGCACUAACCGAAGGUGGGUUUUUAAACGAUUUGGUAAUCGAUGAAAGUGAUGGUGGUUACGCAUACAUUACCGAUAACAGCGCUCUUGAUCCCGGUUUAAUUGUUUACUCACGCAAACAAAAACGAGCAUGGAAAUUACGCGAUCGUUCGAUGUUUCCCGAACUGGACGCGACAAAUUUUACCAUCGACGGUGUUCGAUUUGGGGCACUUGCUCCUAUUGAUGGUAUUGCGCUGUCACCGCUGAAUCCACGGCGAAAUGAAGAAAGAAUUGUUUACUACACAGCUCUGAGCGGGUAUAAUCUCUACGCGAUUUCUAAUAGAAUUUUGCGUAAUGAGCGAUUUUGUAAAGGAGAUCAAUGGCGGGCGUACGUUAAACAUGUUGGUCGGAAGCCCGCCAUAACGGAUGGGAUGAUCAUUGAUAAUAAAGGAAACUUAUUCUAUGGUUUAAUUCAAAGUCAUGGCAUUGGCAAGUGGAAUAUUUAUGAGUAUUUCAAUACUGCGAGGGAAGUCGUCAGUAAUUCCCGAGAGAUUAUAUGGCCUGACAGUUUUGCAAUGGACAAUUCUGGGUAUCUGUACGUUCUGUGUAAUGGCAUUCACAAAUAUUUUGAUCAAGGACAUCGACUCACGGUUUCCGAUGAAGUCAAGUUUCGGGUGUUGAAAUUGUAUACUGGGAAUAAGAACUAUAUGUAUUCGCCAUAGUUUUUUAGUACUAGAGUAAAGGAUUGAUAUAUUUUUUUUAUAUUUUUGUGUUACUGUAUAGUUUAGUUUGUGAUUGCGUUGGUGUGAUAAAUAUUCUUACAAUCA
Molecule: messenger RNA, 2753 nt
Organism: Dalotia coriaria
Lineage: Eukaryota; Metazoa; Arthropoda; Insecta; Coleoptera; Staphylinidae
Product: protein yellow-like
Exons: 6
Coding region: 1368-2648 (426 amino acids)
Cellular component (GO): extracellular region
Source: RefSeq, a predicted model, not a curated record